ACACAUAUCACACACCCAUGCAUCAACAAACAGAAUGACUCACUACUUGCUGACCUACGAUGGACACUGGUCCGGAAGCGUGUCCAUGUUUGUGUUCACUUCCGGAUAGAGACCAGACCGACCUGUAAGCUGAAGGCCUACCCUGUAUGCGUUCCAGUUCUGCUGCACCGUCGUUUGAAGAUUCAUCACAUGAUUGCGGGCUGCUGCAAGGCACGGCAAAGGCGACGGAAGUGGGAAAAGUUCCAUUUUUCCCGUACGAAACUUCUGAACCCGGUGCGAAAUGGGCAACUGUCUCAAGGGAUGCCUUUCCGACAACGCCGAUGGAGGGAUGAGCCGCACACGGACGAGUGCAAGCGAUAGUCAGUACGAGAUCCUGAUCGAGGGAAUGCAAGGCACGGACGGUCAUCAGGAUGGUGGGGAAUUGCACGAAGCAAUAAAAAUCAAAUCAAAUAGAAAAUCAAACUUUUUCAACAAGUUCUGGACGAAAACGAAUGUGGACUACGCAAGACUGAACAAAGCAAAACACAAUAAUUUUUCGAAACGCGCUACCAACGCUGGCAGCAACGCAAGUAAACAUAAUCAACAUCCAAAGUCGGGAUUGGACAUUCAACUGCAGUGCCUCGAUGCACAUUCUUUGCUGCUCGUGUCGAAGGAUGGCCAUCGGAAAACGAACGCCAACGGUUACAACGAUCUGCAAACGGACCAAACUUCCACGCCCGGUAGCUCGAUCGAUUUGGAGUGGGAAAAUGAUUACGGUUAUCAGCAUAGUCAGUGGUUAUCUCAAGAAGACGAUCAAACGGGACCUUCACAGUUACACAGCUUCCCCGCUUCGGUUCAGGAAUCUGUGUUUAAAAUUGAAGAGUGGUCCACACUAAAACGAAGCAAGGAUCGCAUCAACGCACUGCGCAAACUGGAUCACCAGCAACCGGUGCACCAGGCACAGAGCAGUCAAUUGCAUCUGACGUCCAAAAACUCCACCGGAAGCGAAGACGUUACUGGCUCGCUCGAUUGCAUUCAUCCCGUGCAGAGUUCUCGCCCAUUUCCAUCCUUCGAACAUCACGCGGCAAGUCUCACGCGCGUGGACAGAAUGACGCACGGUGAAUCGUCGGAUCUUUCCCACAUAUCAUCCACACCGGAGGGUUCACUCGAAUGGGACAUCGAUCAGGAUCGACAGCUAAAGUCGGAGAACGAAUCGUUGGAUUACGACACCAAGGAGUUGCUGCUGGAGAUUGAACAGCUGAAAAAUCGCGUUCUCAACGAAACUGGAGCAACGCUGAAGGAUGAUCUACCGAGCAGCUGAUCGCACAGUAGAAGCGGGGAUGAUUUCGAUGAUUGAUGGUUUGGACAGGAAACAGUUACAGCUUAUUUCCCGGAUGAAUUGGAUGAAAGAUGGCCGAAUCGAUGAAAAUAACGCUGCAUAACAGAUGCAUCAUAGCCUAAGCCUUGUACAGUAGAGUUCCAGGAGAUGGAUAUAUUUAUUGUGUGUUUGUAUGAAUGUAUUAGCACCAACGUGAAAUGUGUAGAACCGUACUAAACGCUAGUGAAUUCCGAAAAGUAUUUAUUCUAACAUCGUUACACAACCAAUAGCCGGUAGGUUGUAGGAGUGCAACCAACUGAACAGUUCCCGUUUGCACGGUUUAAAUCCCGUUUUUAAAUACAUUCAUCUUCUACCCGGUUGGUACGUUUCCCAGCGACGGUUGGACACAUUCUGUUCUCGUUACCCACCGUCCGCUGGAUUUCCACCUCAGUUCGUUUAUCGCUUUUCCUCUAGGUACAGUGUCGAUCUAUUUAUACACAUAUGUGCACACACACACACACGCAUACACCAAUUUAUAUAUAAUAUAAAUAUAGAGCAUCGUUGCAUUUGCAUUUUCGUUUAUCUUCUUUGUUUGUAAGCAAAACUAGCCACCAAUAGUAGCGUCACGGUAACUAGAGUGUCCUUCCAGUUUUCCGAUAUAGUUGUAUUGUCGUGUUAAAAUAUUACUUAUUUUAUAUAUUAUUGUAAAAUGCUAGAUUAGCAGAACAGCAAUCGAAACUCACUAGCGGAACAACAGUAACAAUGAAAUGUGCAUUUGUUGGC
This is a messenger RNA of Anopheles moucheti, 2080 nucleotides long. RefSeq lists its product as uncharacterized. Lineage: Eukaryota; Metazoa; Arthropoda; Insecta; Diptera; Culicidae. The record is from RefSeq and is a predicted model, not a curated record. The coding region runs from base 281 to 1300 and encodes 339 amino acids. The transcript has 6 exons.